This is a messenger RNA of Hydractinia symbiolongicarpus, 1632 nucleotides long. RefSeq lists its product as uncharacterized. The transcript is spliced from 2 exons. The record is from RefSeq and is a predicted model, not a curated record. The coding region runs from base 506 to 1234 and encodes 242 amino acids. NCBI's taxonomy places the organism in Eukaryota, Metazoa, Cnidaria, Hydrozoa, Anthoathecata, Hydractiniidae.
GGGUGUCACGCACUUAAAGAGACCAGUUUUACAGUUGUUGACAUUUCCCCCUCAAUCUUAACGAAUAUAUAUUUUUAUAAGUAAAUACAAUAUUUUAUAUCUUGAAUCACUUUUGGCCUAUUAAAUUUCCCUUUUCAAUAAAGUGGCUAGCACUGCGCAUAUUAGAAGGAUAUUGUAUCCUUAAAAAAGCGAAAAAGAAAGAAACUCCGAUUACAUUGCAAACAACAAAAUUGCAUAUGUCUCCUCGUUUAAGCAUAUAUAGUGUGAGAAUUGAAGCCGGGCGGAAUAAUAAGUAAUAUGACAUCAUUGUCAUUACUACUCUGAAUCUCUUAUUUAUUUUACACUUAGAAAUAGAGUGGGUUCUUGAACGUUACUACUGCACGCAAUUUCCUGACUGUCUCUGUUUUCCGGAGCGGGAGAGUUUGGAAGUAAACAUUCGAAUAACAUUUUCGAACUUUUAGUGAAAAAUCAAAACAAACGCUCACAGUGGUUUGUAAAACACAUCAUGGAUAAUAGCGAUACAAACAAAAGUGAAAUCCAGAACGACGAUGCACAACCAUGUGGAAGCAAGAAUUUAGAUAUUAAUGGCAAUACGAACCACUCACAUAUCAACAUCGAUAAUCUAAAUUCCAAUAAGAAAUCAUUCCCUGUAACACUGCCAUCCUCUGCAAGAUCCGGAUCUCUAAGUGUGGCUCAGCACAGCAACAGAAAAUCCUUUUUUGGUGAACUAAAGAACUUUUUAACCUUUAAGAAAAAAACAGAUUCGGUUGCACCUGAAGAUGAUGAAAAUGAAGAUGGAAAGAUAGAUGAAAAUGGCAACGAAAUGGUGUUAAAUGCAUUACCAAGUGGUCGAAGAAAAGCUGAAAUAUUUGAAAAAGAAGUAAAAGAACAAACUGUAAUGCCUCAAGGAAAGAACCUUUCUAAAGUAGCAAGAAAAGCAAAUACGUUACAAAUGUCCAUCAAAAAAUGGAAAUUAAUGAAAAGUGUUGAAGCACCGCGGGAAACCAUCGCUGUAAAUCCAAUUCAUCAAAAAUAUUUAGAUGAUGCCGUAGACAGGUUAAAAAUAGAAGUUCCCCGCCCUCUAGAGAUUAUAAUUAACGAAGAAGCGUUGAUGAUUGUGACAAAAACAAUGCAGAUGUACAAAUCAAUGCUGGGGAGUAAACACAAGUUGACAAAAGAAGCAGAAGAACAUGUGAAAAUGUUGAAACUUUCAGUUAAGGAACCUAAGUGCUGACUGUUAAAUCAUCUGAGAUGCAAGAGCUAAAACUUUGUAAUAUUCCUUCUUAACAUUUUUAAUUUUCUGAAAACCGGUUUCUCACAGUGGUUAACUUAAUACCUUUAAUACCUUAUCUUAACCCUUUUUAACCCACUGCCCACUGUUUUACACAGUAACCUUUCGAUUUCUGUGCUUUUUUAAGAAACACGUUUACAAAAUCGUUAAAAAAAUAACUUUGUUCACUUGAAAUAUAUUAUAAAGUAAGAUUUUUCCAUUAUGGUUAACAAGUUUAUAAUUAUCUCGACACGGCUUGCGAAAUUAACGAAUUUUCCCGUGCUUUGUAUCUCAAAGCAUAAAACGCAUACAUCGCGAGAUGUUUUUUUCAUUCACAGUAAAUGACAACGAGAAUAAAGUGA